This is a messenger RNA of Pyrus x bretschneideri (Chinese white pear), 2524 nucleotides long. RefSeq names its product probable LRR receptor-like serine/threonine-protein kinase At5g10290. Gene Ontology annotation, biological process: protein phosphorylation. Bases 226 to 2337 code for a protein of 703 amino acids. Gene Ontology annotation, molecular function: ATP binding; protein binding; protein kinase activity. The record is from RefSeq and is a predicted model, not a curated record. The transcript is spliced from 14 exons. NCBI's taxonomy places the organism in Eukaryota, Viridiplantae, Streptophyta, Magnoliopsida, Rosales, Rosaceae.
UUUGCUUGCUACUAAGAAUAACCAGGCCUCUGAACUCUCUCUCGUCAAGUCUCACAGCCAAUUCGGACAUGGGAAACAGCUAAGAAGCUUGUGAGUGGUUAGCUUCACUCAAUCUUCCAGAAGCUCUGCCAUGUCUUCCUGAUUCCUCCUCACAGAUAUGGAAUUGUUUCAAGUGCUCCUUGAUCAACGCCAUGCAUUUCAUUGCAUCCAUCGCUAGAAAGAAUAAUGCUGUUGAAAAUGGAUCUAGUCUUUGCAGUUUUGGUCUUGGCUUGCUUACAGUCUUUUGUAUUGCCUGAUUCACAGGGAGUUGCACUGUUUUCAUUGCGGAAAUCUUUGAAUAUUUCACCCAAUCAGCUCAAGGACUGGAACGCCGACCAAAUCAAUCCAUGCAGUUGGUCCAAUGUGAAGUGUGACCGUAACAAUAAUAAUGUCGUUUCUGUAAUAUUGGCACAUAUUGGAUUUUCUGGCAUCUUGUCUCCUGAAUUAGGAGCCUUGAAAAAUCUUCAAACACUUUCAUUACAAGGAAAUGGCAUAACUGGUGAGAUACCAAAAGAGUUUGGAAAUCUGAUAAGUUUGUCCACCUUGAAUUUAGAAAACAAUAAUUUACAUGGUGAAAUACCAGCUUCCUUUGGCAAUCUGAAAAAUCUCCAUUUUUUGAAUUUGAAUAACAAUAAUCUGAGUGAUACAAUCCCAGCGUCACUUUCAAGUCUUUCAAACUUGAUUAGUCUUCAGCUUGCCUCUAAUGUUCUCAUGGGUCAAAUACCUGAGCAGCUGUUUAGUGUCAAAACAUACAAUUCAUUACAAGGAAAUGGCAUAACUGGUGAGAUACCAAAAGAGUUUGGAAAUCUGAUAAGUUUGUCCACCUUGAAUUUAGAAAACAAUAAUUUACAUGGUGAAAUACCAGCUUCCUUUGGCAAUCUGAAAAAUCUCCAAUUUUUGAAUUUGAGUAACAAUAAUCUGAGUGGUACAAUCCCAGAGUCACUUUCAAGUCUUUCAAACUUGAUUAGUCUUCAGCUUGCCUCUAAUGCUCUCAUGGGUCAAAUACCUGAGCAGCUGUUUAGUGUCAAAACAUACAAUUUUACAAGAAAUCACCUAAACUGUGGCGUGAUUCUCCCUCACCCUUGUGCAACUGAUAUUUAUGGUUCAGGCGCUAAAAGUAAGCCGAAGCUUGGAAUCAUAGUUGGACUUCUUGUGGGGCUUACCAUUUUAUUAUUACUUGGAGGUUUACUGUACUUUACCGGCAAGCGUAGACACAAAGGCUUCAAGCGUGAAGUUUUUGAGGAUGUUCCAGGUGACCAAAGGAUUGCAUUUGGCCAGUUAAUAAGAUUUUCAUGGAGGGAACUGCAGCUAGCAACAGACAACUUCAGUGAGAAACAUGUUCUAGGACAGGGAGGUUUUGGAAAAGUCUAUAAAGGAGUGCUAUCUGAUAACACAGAAGUUGCUGUUAAGCGUCUCACUGAUUAUGAGAGACCUGGGGGUGAUGCAGCUUUCCAGCGCGAAGUUGAAAUGAUAAGUGUAGCUGUUCACAGGAAUCUAUUAAGACUGAUCGGAUUUUGCACGACUCCAACAGAACGCCUUCUUGUGUAUCCCUUUAUGCAGAAUUUAAGUGUUGCCGAUCGGUUGCGAGAGAUUAAACCUGGUGAGCCCGUCUUAGAUUGGCCUACAAGAAGGCAGGUGGCAUUUGGCACAGCCCGUGGGUUAGAGUACCUGCACGAACAUUGUAAUCCUAAGAUUAUUCAUCGAGAUGUUAAGGCUGCUAAUGUAUUACUUGAUGAAGAUUUUGAAGCAGUUGUUGGCGACUUUGGCUUGGCAAAGUUGGUGGAUGUUAGAAAGACUAACGUGACAACUGAAGUUCGUGGCACAAUGGGUCACAUAGCACCUGAAUAUUUGUCCACUGGGAAGUCAUCAGAAAAGACGGAUGUUUUUGGCUAUGGGAUUAUGCUUUUAGAACUUGUAACAGGACAACGGACAGUUGAUUUUUCACGCUUGGAAGAAGAUGAUGAUCUUUUUUUGCUUGACCAUGUCAAAAAGCUGGAAAGGGAAAAGAGACUGGAUGCUAUUGUAGACAGAAAUUUGAAUGAUAGUUUCAACGUCCAAGAGGUAGAAAUGAUGAUCAAAGUUGCGCUUCUUUGUACGCAAGAAUCCCCUGAAGACCGCCCAUUAAUGUCGGGGGUGGUACGGAUGCUAGAAGGGGAUGGUCUGGCCGAGCGCUGGGAAGAAUGGCAGAAUGUUGAGGUUGCUCGUAGGCAACAGAAUGAAAGACUACAAAGGAGAUUUGACCAAGGAGAAGAUUCUGUAUGUAAUCAGGAUGCUAUUAAGUUAUUUGGUGAACGUUGAGGUAAUUAGUAAUUUUGUACUCGUUUCCUCUUACACUGUCAGCAUGUAGUAUUGUUUUUCGUACCGUAGUACUAAGUGGCUUAUGUAAGUUGUAUGAGAUCAAAGAGCCAACGAAGUGUUGAUCCUCAAUCUAUGAGUUAUUUGGGAUAAUGAGUUUUAAUGAAAUCAUGACAUGUAGCUUUUCAAA